Molecule: messenger RNA, 2396 nt
Organism: Siniperca chuatsi (mandarin fish)
Lineage: Eukaryota; Metazoa; Chordata; Actinopteri; Centrarchiformes; Sinipercidae
Gene: gnb5a
Product: guanine nucleotide binding protein (G protein), beta 5a
Exons: 11
Coding region: 150-1235 (361 amino acids)
Biological process (GO): G protein-coupled dopamine receptor signaling pathway; G protein-coupled receptor signaling pathway
Cellular component (GO): heterotrimeric G-protein complex; cytoplasm
Molecular function (GO): signaling receptor complex adaptor activity; protein binding
Source: RefSeq, a predicted model, not a curated record
UGAGGAUGCAGCACCAGGAUGCAGGAUCCUCCUCCUCCUCUGAAAACUGGAGGAGCAUCUUCUCCCUCUGACGUCAUGACAGCAGCAUCAGCUGUUAGCUCUGCUUUAAGCCUUUUCGCUGCCGAUCGCUGCCUGCACAAAGGAAAUAUAUGAGAUCCCCUCUAAUCCCUGAAAUGGCGACACAGGAGGUACAGCUGAACGAGACUCUGACCCAUCUCAAAACGGAAUCGGAGACACUGAAGUCGAAGCUGGAGGAGGAAAGAGCGAAGCUGCACGAUGUCGAGCUACAUCAGGUGGCAGAGAAGGUGGAGGGGCUGGGUCAGUUUGUCAUGAAGACCCGAAGAACUCUGAAGGGACAUGGCAACAAAGUUCUGUGUAUGGACUGGUGUAAGGACAAGAGGAGGAUCGUCAGCUCCUCACAGGAUGGAAAGGUGAUUGUAUGGGAUGCUUUCACUACCAACAAGGAGCAUGCUGUGACAAUGCCGUGCACCUGGGUGAUGGCUUGUGCCUACGCCCCCUCUGGCUGUGCUGUAGCUUGUGGGGGCCUGGACAACAAAUGCUCAGUGUAUCCUCUGUCUCUGGACAAGAAUGAGAACUUGGCUGCCAAGAAGAAGUCAGUGGCCAUGCACACAAACUACCUGUCUGCCUGUAGCUUCACCAACUCAGAUAUGCAGAUCCUGACGUCCAGCGGGGAUGGAACAUGUGCAUUAUGGGACGUUGAGAGUGGGCAGCUGUUGCAGAGUUUCCAUGGACACGCAGCCGACGUGCUCUGUCUGGACCUGGCCCCCUCUGAGACUGGAAACACGUUUGUUUCAGGGGGCUGUGAUAAGAAGGCUAAUGUGUGGGACAUGCGUUCAGGACAGUGUAUUCAGUCCUUUGAAACUCAUGAAUCAGACAUAAAUAGUGUGCGAUACUAUCCCAGUGGAGAUGCAUUUGCAUCUGGCUCAGAUGAUGCUACAUGCCGCCUGUAUGACUUAAGGGCAGACAGAGAAGUGGCUAUUUAUUCCAAAGACAGCAUCAUAUUUGGGGUCUCCAGUGUGGAUUUCUCUCUCAGUGGACGGCUACUGUUUGGCGGCUACAACGACUACACCAUAAAUGUUUGGGAUGUUCUCAAAGGAACACGGGUCUCUAUUCUGUUUGGACAUGAGAACCGUGUCAGUACACUGCGUGUUUCCCCAGACGGGACGGCCUUCAGCACAGGUUCCUGGGACCACACUCUUCGGAUCUGGGCUUAAGGAUAAAGACACAGAGGAUUAAAGGGUAGACAGACUUACUGAAGACACACCAAUGUUUCUGUUUGCUAGAGUACAAUCACAGAGAUAGAGACUCAGUUUUGUUUGUACAUAGGGCAUAUCAAUAGCACUGUAUAUACUCCAGUCUCAUGGCCAGGGUAGAUUUCCAUAUUUCAGAGCGUAAUUAAAUCAAACAGCACGCUUGUAUUACGGUAUAAUUGAAAGAAAAUUGCACAGAAGUACUUAUGGUUACAACUUAACUUGUAAAAUGUAUAUUGCAGAAAAUAACAUUGGUAGUGACUAGCAUCAGUCUAGGAUAGAAGUGACACGAUAAAGUGAUGUAUUGUAUGUGCCCACAUAAAGGACAUUACUUGUUAAUUAAUUUGGGUUUUUUUGCACAAAAAAAUGGUAGAAAGCACUCUGUGGAAGAAAAUGGGAUACAAGGAAACAAAAUACAAAUGCAGGAGAAGCAGUACAGUUUAUAUUAAGACCUCAGCUUCACUUGGCAAGACUUAUUCAUGCCACAGACUGAGAAAAGCGAGAAGGGAGGAUGGGCAUUUGUGGAUUCUCUGUAAAUGAAAAAUGUUAGAAUAUGGAUGAAUAGAUUGGCUUGUAGAAAUGAAUCAAUAUUAGUUAGUCUGAAGCCAAUGAAGGAGUACUAGCAUAAAAUAUUAUGAACAAAAGUACAAUUUGUAGUUGAUUAAACAUGGAAAUAGACAGUAAAUUAAUGUAUUAUUAAUUAAACACCAUGUGCACCCAACAAAACUUCUCCAUUCUUGACAGCAACUCACCUGCCAAUAUUAUUCUAAUGUAAAGAAAGCACAUUUACAGGUAAACCCAAAAUACAUCAUGUUGAUUUUCCAUCCCUAUGAUUUUAAAAUAUGGUCUCAUUUCUGUUUGUUUCCAGCGAUGGAAGCCACUUCCUGCUCUUUAUGCACAUUCAGUCACUGCCAACACCCUGAACCUGUGGUUCCCCCCUAGAUAUCUAAGUACUAAUAUAUAAAAAAAUGGUUAAAUUCUUCGAAUGUACUCCUUUUCAUGCAGUUGUCCAAUAGCUGUAAUUUCAUAUUUAUUGUAAUUAUUUUAUUGUAGUUUAGUGUACAGUUAUACAAGGGACUGUUUAUCAAACUAUUGCAAACAUAAUAAAUUGAGUUUUGAAUAUCA